Molecule: messenger RNA, 1802 nt
Organism: Tripterygium wilfordii
Lineage: Eukaryota; Viridiplantae; Streptophyta; Magnoliopsida; Celastrales; Celastraceae
Product: serine/threonine-protein kinase SRK2E
Exons: 9
Coding region: 404-1495 (363 amino acids)
Biological process (GO): protein phosphorylation; intracellular signal transduction
Cellular component (GO): nucleus
Molecular function (GO): ATP binding; protein serine/threonine kinase activity
Source: RefSeq, a predicted model, not a curated record
AUUACUUUCACUCUUCUUCUGGUAAUGACCCGAUAAUUUCUUCCUUAACAGGUUUGGAUAGGAUAAUCGCUGCGGAGAGAAAAAUCAAGCAAUAAAGUAAAGGCAAGGCAAAAGAAAAGAGAGUGAAAAAGCCAGUUCACGAACUCUUCCUUUCUCCUACUCUAACCUAACGAAGUGGGUGAGGGUUUCACGGGCUUAAACCCAUUGACGGUCUCUUUCUUCAUCUUCCAAUCCAGUGGUCCAUCUCCUGCCACGCCAUCAUCUCCCACCGCCCCUUCCAGCUCGAUCUCGAUCAGGGUUUGUAAGAUGAAGAGGAAGACGACGAUGAUAAUGUGAGAGUUUUGGGUUAUUUAUCUUGCUCUUGUUCUGUUUUGGCGGGAGAGAAAGAAAUAGAGUGAAAGUAAUGGACCGAUCGGCGAUAACGGUGGGGCCCGGCAUGGACAUGCCGAUCAUGCACGACAGUGAUCGCUACGAGCUCGUGAAGGAUAUCGGGUCUGGGAAUUUCGGGGUUGCGAGGCUCAUGAGGGACAAGCAUACCCAGGAACUUGUUGCUGUCAAGUAUAUCGAGAGAGGAGACAAGAUAGAUGAAAAUGUACGAAGGGAAAUUAUCAACCACAGGUCACUGAGGCAUCCUAACAUCGUCAGAUUCAAAGAGGUCAUAUUAACACCAACCCAUCUGGCUAUUGUGAUGGAAUAUGCAUCUGGAGGAGAGCUGUUUGAGCGAAUAUGCAAUGCAGGCCGUUUCAGCGAGGAUGAGGCACGAUUUUUCUUUCAACAACUUAUUUCAGGAGUCAGCUACUGUCAUGCAAUGCAAGUUUGCCACCGUGACUUAAAGUUGGAGAACACAUUGUUGGAUGGAAGCCAAGCUCCUCGUCUGAAGAUUUGUGACUUCGGAUACUCCAAGUCUUCUGUGCUUCAUUCACAACCUAAAUCCACUGUUGGGACUCCUGCAUAUAUUGCCCCAGAAGUUUUACUGAAGAAAGAAUAUGAUGGCAAGAUUGCAGAUGUGUGGUCCUGUGGUGUAACCUUGUAUGUCAUGUUGGUUGGAGCUUACCCUUUUGAAGACCCCGAGGAGCCUAGGAACUUCAAGAAGACAAUACAUCGGAUUCUGAAUGUCCAGUACUCAAUUCCUGACUAUGUGCAUAUAUCACCAGAGUGCCGGCAUUUGAUCUCAAGGAUUUUUGUUGCUGAUCCUGCAAAAAGAAUAAGCAUUCCUGAAAUCAGGAAUCACGAGUGGUUUCUAAAGAACCUCCCAGCAGAUCUAAUGGAUGAUGGAACAAUGAACAAUCAAUUUGAGGAGCCCGAUCAACCCAUGCAGAGCCUCCAGGAAAUCAUGCAGAUAAUUUCUGAAGCUACUAUACCUGCAGCUGGUACCCAGAGUCUUAACCAGUACUUGACUGGCAGUCUUGACAUCGACGAUGACAUGGACGAGGACAUGGACUCUGAUCCUGAACUUGAUAUGGAUAGCAGUGGGGAGAUAGUUUAUGCAAUGUGAUUGUGACGACGAUGCCCAUCAGACCGGGAUUGCUUCUUUCUUGUUUGGUGAAUUGCUAUCCUCUAGGUUGGGCCUUUUGAAUACAGGACAUGGAAGAGAGAACUCUAGUACUGCAAGUUACCUUGUUUCUAGCAGUCCUACGAGCACGAUUCCUCGAGCCCUGAACAUAUUUUCUUGUGAAGUUAUUCAUGCUGUAAUGUUUGUUGUGCCUGGAACACUUUCAAGUGGAAUAAAUUACUAGUGUGUACUUUCCUGUAAAAUAGAUGUGAUAAUGUGUUGUUAAGUUAAAAGUUUGAUUCCUUAACCA